AUGCUUGUGUGUGCCUUCGCGAAAACGUACUGUGGACCACACCACCCCCUCUCUCCUCACCCUUCUCAAGCCCAUCGCUUUCUUUUUGCUUGCGCAGCAAUGUCACUGAGGCGGUCGUGCGGGCGUCUCCAACAGACCGCCCUGGAGGUUUCUACGCUUCACCGACUGCUGCAGCACACUGCGCGUCACCCUGAGCGCUUCGAGCUGGCAGAAAUGUACAAGCUUGGCAUCCUUCUGAAAGACUCAAACGACACACUGGCGUUGAGCUCAAACACGGAGCUCUUGAAGAGUUUGGCGAGCCGCUACGCGCAGAUCCGCGAGAAUGCAUCGCCUUUUCAAAGAUCCUUGUUGGACGCGGUACUGCCUCGCUUGCAGUCUCUGUCCACGACGGGGAGCAGUGCAGCAGAGGCGCAGCUGACCACGGGAUCGUCGAGUGCGCCAGUGGGUGCCGUGCCGGUGACGGCGCAUGAGUACUUCAAGGCGAUCAUGGAGCUCGCGAAGGAUGCGGAGGCGGAGCACUACCGUGCCAUUGCCCGCGAGGCGCGUGCAUCAUCGUGCGGACCGCAGCACGACGCGAGCGUGGCCAUGCGAGAAGACGUGUCUCCCGGACGAAGGGGUGCAGCAGCGCCUGCACCGUCUCGUAGCGAUGAGGCGAGCGCAACGGGCCUCGAUGAAGCGCUCGGAAGUAGCCGCACAGAAGUGCUGGAAGCUCACCUCACUGCCCUUGAGCCGAACCUUCGUCAACUCUCGCCGGUAGAGACGUGCAACCUCAUCAAAACACUGGCAAAGUUCAACUACACAAACUACGAGCACGCUGUGCUUCUGACGCGUCGCGGAUGUGAAGUCUCUGGGCAACUGAAGCGCCGUGAGCUAUGCCAAGUCUUCUUUAACCUGCAUAAACUGCACACGCGGGACUCCUUAGUCGCCAUUGUAAACCAUCUUCUCGAGCACACAACAGAGAUGACGGCCGACGACGUGUUUUUGCUCUGUCAGGCACUCGAACGGCAGGAGAACACGUCGUCGGCGUCUCAGCGCCUCUUGGCCCCACUGGUAGCGCAGGCCAUCAAGAAACUGCCUGAUGCCCCCUCUGCAGCAUACCAUCGUGCCUUCCUGGUGUCCAUGGCGCGCUAUAAUGUGGUCCAGCCUGUUACUUUGCAAGUGGUUCUCCGGGACUGGGUGGAACACUGGAAGACGACGACCUCAGAGCGGGAUUUGCUGAGAAUGUUCGAAGCUGCCGCAUCGCUCAUGGCGGCCUCGAAGUUGGAAGGAUUGCAGCAGCUGGUGGAGCGUCUCACGGAACUGGCACCGACGAUGGAUGUGUGCCACAUGGACCGUGCCAUGGACCUUCUAUCCAUGGUGCCAAUGGAGAUGAGUACCAAGUGCAUGAUGCUAAUCUUGGCGAGGCUCGUUGACGAGGCAGGUCGCCUGAGCGUGCGACAAGUCGUCUUCAUCCUGCAGCUGCUCUCCACCUACCCACCAGCCAAGGGACACACGGCGGUGGUGUCGAUGGCCUACGCAGCGUCCGUUCGUGCUCCUUCCAUGGACACCGAGUCACUUGAGAGUGUUUUCAUAUCGCUCGCCAUGCUGCAGCUCUACACGGAUGAUUUCUUCACUAUUGCUCACGUGCUGCAGACGCAGAAGGGUGGCAUGCGCAGCUUUGCGGCUGUGCAGGAGCUGCUGCGGCACUGCACAUCGGAGAUGGCCGCCACCAAGCGCGGUCUUGGCAUGCUGGCAAACGUCAUCUGUACUCUGGCUCCGAUGCUGAACGAUGAAGAGCUUGCCUCGUGUCGCCGCGCGCUGGUGAGCUUGGGGGUGCAGGACCGCGACGUGCUGCAGGGCAUCUUUGCAAGGGCUAAGAAGCUCCACCGCACCCAGUCCACCGGCCACGCACGCAAGAAGCGCCGCGGCAGCUAUGAUCCAAUGGAAGACCUUCUCUGA
Molecule: messenger RNA, 1938 nt
Organism: Leishmania mexicana MHOM/GT/2001/U1103
Lineage: Eukaryota; Euglenozoa; Kinetoplastea; Trypanosomatida; Trypanosomatidae
Source: RefSeq, a predicted model, not a curated record